CACAACUGAACAUCGAGUUGGCAACACUGAGAGAAGACAAUGAAAAUACAAUGGUGAAGAUUGGAAACCUACAGAAAGAGAACGAAGAUAUAAAAUAACAAGCAGAAGCAGAAGUGAUGAAAUUACAGGCUGAAAUUCGCCGACUCCGGGAAGAAAUCGUUGGUUACGAGGAAAAAAUCAUUGCAGGAAUUACACUUGAAGAAAGACUACAGGAAACAAAUGACCGUUGUGAAAAACUUGAAGCAGAGAAACGGGGCUAUCAAAAGGAGAAAGAAGAAGUACUUCAAAGGAUUCGAAAUUUGGAAAGCAAAAGCGAAGAAAAAGGAGCCGAAUUAAGAAGUAAGGAAGAAGAAUGGGAGGCGCAGGGGAAGGAACUGCUCAAGUAUAAGUCAUAUGCUCAGAGAUACAUGAAGAAAGCCGAGGAACUUGAGGAACAUCAAAGUCGUAGCACACCCGGAUCCGAUUCUAGGAGUGUGCUUGGAACAGAACUCAAAGAUGCACGAGAAGAGCUAGACGCUGUACAAUCAGAACUCGAAGAGGCCAAGAAAAAGAAUGCCACGUUGGAGAAGAAAAUAAAGGAUCAAGAACGAGAGUGUCAGGACCAUCUUGCAAAAAUCGCUGAGAAAGAAAAAGAAAUAGAACUGCAGAAAGACGACUUUACCAAACGUCUGGAACGCAAGGAGAUAACAAUCGAAAAGCUAAAAAAGGAUCGCACAUCUAUACCGGAAGCACACCCCGAUAACGACGAUCAGAGUUCAUAUCUAAACUGAUAGGAUCAACUAAAUACAUCGCUCAUGACGUAUUGUAUGAUAUUCUGGAAGUCGAU
Molecule: messenger RNA, 826 nt
Organism: Mya arenaria
Lineage: Eukaryota; Metazoa; Mollusca; Bivalvia; Myida; Myidae
Exons: 11
Coding region: 117-770 (217 amino acids)
Source: RefSeq, a predicted model, not a curated record